Messenger RNA from Egretta garzetta (little egret), 828 nucleotides. RefSeq names its product PHD finger protein 7-like. Lineage: Eukaryota; Metazoa; Chordata; Aves; Pelecaniformes; Ardeidae. The record is from RefSeq and is a predicted model, not a curated record. Gene Ontology annotation, cellular component: nucleus. The transcript is spliced from 7 exons. Bases 1 to 828 code for a protein of 275 amino acids.
AUGCCUCAGUGCCCCCCUGCCCAGCGUCCCGCAGCACUGCCGGAGCAGCAGGUGGGGCCCUCCUGGGAGCCUCCCCCACGCAAAAGGAAGCUUCAGGUCCCCAGGGAGGAAGUGUGCAUGUUGUGCCAGCGAGCAGACUGUGACCCCGAGGUUGUUGGGCAGCUGUGCCAUCAGGAUGGGAUCUGUGUCCAUGAGAACUGCCUGUACCACGCCAGCGGGUUGAGCCAGAGAGGGGCAGAGGCAGAGGGCUUCUACGGCUUCCUCUUCCCUGACAUCCAGAAAGAGCUGAAGCGGGUGGCAGAGAAGUGCCAGGAAGCGGUGGCGGGGCGACCCUGCUAUGACACCCUGAUCUGUCCCGCCUGCGCCAGCGCCUGGUUCCACCGCCGCUGCAUCCAGGGCCAGGCGCUGCGCUCUGCCCUCUACCACUUCCGCUGCCCGCUCUGCCAGGACAUGGCGACCUUCCAGCAGGAGAUGUUUCGCCUGGGCAUCAAAAUCCCCGACAGGGAUGCUGCCUGGGAGGAGGAGGAGGGGGCCUUCGCGGGCCAUUACGAGCGGCACAGCUCCUGUGAUGCCAGCCAGUGCCUCUGCCCAGUGGGACGGGAGGAGUGGGAACAGAAUGGGCCCUGGAGACUCCUGCUCUGUGCCUCCUGUGGCUCCUGUGGGACCCCCCAGCUCUGCUCCGCCCUGGGGGAAGAUGCUGACUCCUGGGAGUGCGGUGACUGCAGGGACAUGGGCACAGGUGGGGGGGGCGGCGGGGGGGGACAGGGUGCCCAGGGCCACGUGGCCACCACAGGCACCCGGAGCGUGGGGAGAGGAGCGGGGCUGUGA